AUGAACACGAAGGACGAAGAAUCAAAGACAAACUUAAUUGUCAACUAUCUUCCACAAAAUAUGUCGCAAGAUGAAAUCAGGUCUCUCUUCUCUAGCGUUGGUGAAAUCGAAAAUUGCAAACUCAUCAGAGAUAAAGCAACCGGUACGUUAUUUUUGAACAUGAUACGAAAUGCUUUGAAAUUGUCUGUAUCAUUUCUUGGUUAUGGGUUUGUUAAUUACAAAUUGACUGAGCAUGCAAGAAAAGCCAUGGACACUCUCAACGGACUGAGACUGCAAAACAAAACUAUUAAGGUGUCGUAUGCCCGUCCAAGCAGCGAAAGCAUUAAGGGAGCAAAUUUGUACGUAUGCGGUUUUCCGAAGAAUAUGACUCAACAAGAACUAGAGUGUCUAUUUUCAUCUUGUGGAAGCAUCAUCAGCGCCAGGAUCAUUUAUGAUAAUAGUACAGGCAUAUCAAAAGGAGUUGGCUUCGUGAGAUUCGACAGACGUCACGAAGCAGAAAGAGCCAUCAACCAACUAAACGGAAUCAUCCCAGUCGGUGGAUCGGAGCCUAUUACCGUCAAGUUUGCGAAUUCACCAUCUACUGUUAAAGGAGACCUCACAUUGCCAGCUAGUUUGGCUCCUUUCUUGGCUCCAUCAAGAAGACUUUUCAACUCUAUACAUGGAGCAACGCAGUCAGGAAGAUUAAGGUUUAGUGAUGGUACGUCCAUGAAUUUACCAAGCAAUUUGUUGUCAGCGGCAUGCAGCAGUCUCGGGGGACCGGGCUUUUGCUUGUUUGUUUACAAUCUUGCUCCCGAAACAGAAGAAAAUGUUUUAUGGCAACUGUUUGGACCCUUUGGAGCAGUUCAAAAUGUCAAGGUCAUGAGGGACUUGGCCACACAAAAAUGCAAAGGAUAUGGUUUUGUGACAAUGACAAAUUAUGACGAGGCCCUGACCGCAAUUGCUGCCGUGCAUGGAUAUCAGCUGGCAGGAAGAAUACUACAGGUUUAA
Helobdella robusta is the source of this 987-nucleotide messenger RNA. RefSeq lists its product as hypothetical. The transcript is spliced from 6 exons. The coding region runs from base 1 to 987 and encodes 328 amino acids. Lineage: Eukaryota; Metazoa; Annelida; Clitellata; Rhynchobdellida; Glossiphoniidae. Gene Ontology annotation, molecular function: RNA binding. Gene Ontology annotation, cellular component: ribonucleoprotein complex. The record is from RefSeq and is a predicted model, not a curated record.